GGAAAGCCUUCGAUGCGGUUUUUCUACAAUACAAUGCAUAUGAUGCCUUGCGCCCAUGCAAGGGACAUACCGACAUCGUCUCCUGUUAUCCUAUAGUGCAAGAUAUCGAUGACUACCUGAAUAGCCCCGAAGUCCAAUCGGAACUAGGUGUCGACCAGCACCACAGCAACUACAGCUCGAUAAAUUUCGAGCUCAACGCCCGUUUUGCGGAAGAUAAUUGGUCCUUCCGAGCUGAGCAUUACCUUGCAGCGCUGCUGGAGCGUGGUAUCCGGGCUCUGAUUUACGUCGGGGACACCGACUGGAUUUGCAACUGGGUUGGGAAUGAACGUAUGACUCGUGAGCUGGAGUGGACAGGACAGGAAGCAUAUCAGAGCCUGCCACUGCGCGAGUGGUUUGUGGAUGGUGAGGUCGCCGGGAAGACCAGAAGCUUUGGUCCGCUUACGUUCGCGACCAUCCGCGAUGCCGGACAUAUGGCUCCAUACGAUCAGCCAGUCCGGUCACUGGAGCUCGCCAACAGAUGGCUUGCAGGAGAAGAGUUGUAGUUCUCGUGGCUCGAGCUCUUUCCUCGGUAGUAUGCGCCCUAGCGUUGUCGUUACGACUUGACGAGACCAUGUCCAUGAGACGUGAGAGCACUGAAAGGGCCUGGGCCUCCAAGG
Messenger RNA from Polyporus arcularius HHB13444, 656 nucleotides. Lineage: Eukaryota; Fungi; Basidiomycota; Agaricomycetes; Polyporales; Polyporaceae. The record is from the annotation of a GenBank genome assembly.